GGGUGUUGUUGCUGAUGCUGCUGAGCUCUUGUAUCCGAGGAGCUGCAGCCACGGAGCAAAAGAGAGUGAGGCAAAAAAGAAGAUAUCAGAGGGGGGAUAUAGGGACAACACCUAAUCAAGAAUUGAAGGACAGAGUGAAAGGUUUUAGCCUUCACACAAUAAAGCAUAAACAUGACCUUGGCAGCAUAUCGAGAUAAGGUGAAGGAGCUUCCUCUAGUGUCAUUUCUGUGCUCCUGCAUCUACUCAAACCCUGCAGACAAUCCCACAUACAAGGCCAAGGUGGAUCUCAAAUGGUGUGUGAUCAAAGAUAUGGAGGUCAUUGAGUUGAACAAGCGGACCUCAGGCCAGGCAUUUGAGGUCAUCCUGAAGCCCCCCUCAUUUGAUGGCAUACCUGAACUCAACACAUCCAUGCCCCAGCGUAAGGAUCCUUCUUUGGAGGAGAUCCAGAAGAAGUUGGAAGCAGCUGAGGAGAGGCGGAAGUGUCAGGAGGCUGAGAUGUUAAAGCAUCUUGCUGAGAAGCGGGAGCAUGAGAAAGAGGUCAUCCAGAAGGCCUUUGAGGAGAACAACAACUUCAUCAAGAAUGCCAAAGAGAAGCUGGAGCAGAAGAUGGAGGUCAACAAAGAGAACCGCGAGGCAUUGCUUGCAGCCAUGCUGGAGAGACUACAGGAAAAGGACAAACACGCAGAGGAGGUAAGGAAGAACAAAGAGCUGAAAGAGGAGGCCUGCCGGUAGAGGAGUGCUUGCUGCACAGGACUGCUUUGGCUAGUCAAGGGGAAAAGAAAUACACUGACAUUAACCGGAGAAACGAAAAAAAAAAACCCAAAAAAACAAAGCAAAUGGUAUCUAAUAAUUCUCAAUAAAGGGGACAUUUUGGACAUUGUUAAAGACAAUUCGCAACACAAUAAGCUUUUGUGGGGUUUAACAAGGCCAAAACUACUUAUUGUUAUUAAAAAAACUUUUUUUUUAUUUUUUAUUUUAAAUCAAAAUUAUUGUCUGGGUGGCAAUGCAAGGUGUUCUAAAGUUAUGUUGCUCGGUGGAGGACAGAAGUUGCUUGGAGCAGAUGAAAGAAUAAUGUUAAACUGAACUGGAUGAAGAUAUGCUUUUAUAACCUCCAUAACUAGUUCAGAUGAUUGUGUUAACCCAAAAACAACCAAAAACAACGUCUUACAAAGUCAUCCUUCAUGUUUAAAAAAUGUGAAAAUGAGCAAUCUACUGAUAUUGUGGAUAUACAUCCAUAUGUAAUCAUAGUUUAAGGUUAAUCUUCAAUAAUUACAAGGGUUUCACAGAACCUCAAGCAUGCCUACAUAAUGCAUAUUAUUGCCCAGUCAUUAUUAUUAAGCAAUGCAUCUGUAAUCCAGGGAUGGUUGGAAUUACUCACAAUUUUACAUUUCCUGCUGUGACAAAAUGAGGUGAAAAUGUGAAUAUUAGACUAGAACAUUCUAGAUGCCUAUAAAUCUGAAACUUCAAACCCCCUUGUGAAGCAAAAGUGGAGCACAGUGACACUUUAAGCACAACUCGAAAGCACAUUAAGCUUUUCGUUCAUUAUAUGUGUAUCGUGGUAAUCAGAAAAACAUAUAAUGGCAUCUCAGAAACAAAUAGAGGAUCUAUUCUGGUGUGAGAGUAUGGCUUACAAAUAAACAUACUGAUUCAAUUUAGGAAGUAGUAGUGAGGAGUGUGAAUGUUUAGGUUCAUGAAAGGUGCACUUUGCUUUGGCAUGUCACUGAGCAUUCUUCUAUUGGUUUUCAUUUAUUUUACUUGUUCUGUACAGAGAACAUAGGAGUUGCUGAUGUUGGCUGCAAGAUAAAAAAUUAGUUAUUGUAUUUGCAAUGAUCAGAUCAUGUGAGAUAAAUUAUCAUGCUCUAUCUGUUCGUAAUGCCCAGAUGACUAAAUUAU
This is a messenger RNA of Xyrauchen texanus (razorback sucker), 1893 nucleotides long. RefSeq names its product stathmin-4-like. The coding region runs from base 172 to 732 and encodes 186 amino acids. NCBI's taxonomy places the organism in Eukaryota, Metazoa, Chordata, Actinopteri, Cypriniformes, Catostomidae. Gene Ontology annotation, cellular component: neuron projection; cytoplasm. Gene Ontology annotation, biological process: neuron projection development; regulation of microtubule polymerization or depolymerization; microtubule depolymerization. The transcript is spliced from 6 exons. The record is from RefSeq and is a predicted model, not a curated record. Gene Ontology annotation, molecular function: tubulin binding.